Messenger RNA from Panicum hallii, 1158 nucleotides. RefSeq lists its product as uncharacterized. The record is from RefSeq and is a predicted model, not a curated record. Bases 150 to 896 code for a protein of 248 amino acids. The transcript is spliced from 6 exons. Lineage: Eukaryota; Viridiplantae; Streptophyta; Magnoliopsida; Poales; Poaceae.
GUUGCCUAUUGCAAUUUGCAAGCAACAAUCCGACCCAACACGAUUACGCGACGAGAUUUGCCAAUCAAAUCAAUCACCCUCAUCUUCAUGUAGCGAUUCUGAGUCCCAAUCCGGGCGUCGACACAGUCGCGGGUCCGCUUCAAUCCCCGAUGGAGCCCUCGCCAUCCUCCUCCUCGCCGCCGCCCGCGCGCCGGUGGCCGCCGGAGGUGAGGAGGGUGCGGAAGCGGGCGCUGGAGGAGGUGCUGGAGCAGGUCCAGCGGGCGGUCGAGAUGCUUCGCGAUGCCGACCCUGAUCUCGGCGUGUCCCUCCUCUCGGAGGACACCGGAGCGGCGCCGCCGGAGGGCGAGGACCGCAAGGGCGGUACCGGUGACGAUGCAGAUGACGGGGCGACGUCGUCGGUGGCGAGUGACUCCGACUACGAGACGGCCCAGAUGUGUGACCUUCUUAAAUCUAAGGUUGAAUCGCUUGAGUUUCUUAAAAAGCUCGAGGGUAUUCAGAAGUCAGUAUAUCAAGAUGGUGCAGUUGAACCUGAUAUAUCAUGGGAUAUAGUGAAGGCAGUGGAUUUGUGGGAAGAUGAUGACCCAGAUGAUGGGUAUGUUCUUGUUAAGCAGGAGGACGUAGUUGAUGGGAUCACUUCCUUUAUGGCCGCAUACUUGUUAUCGCUCAAAAAAACUAAGGACCUGUCUCCUGAUCAACUUCAGAAUGCGCUUCAGAAAACAUUUUCAGCUGAAAAGAAGAAAAGCAGAAUCAGGAAGGCCUGGGAUGGGACUAAAGUCAUUUAUAAUGUUGCUUCAUGGGGCGCUACAGCUGUUGGCGUCUACAAUAACCAAGCAUUACUUACGGUCGCAACUACAGCCUUUCGGACGUCCUACCGUGUGAUAUCCAAGUUUCUGUGAAUAUUGUGUCAACAGCUAUGUUACAGUUAAUCGCGCGUGCUUUCCAUUGUUCAGGUAGAGGAUAAUACAAAACUUGAAAUCAUUUGUUUAGUACGUUCUGAUGCUGGGAACCUGUGUUGGCGAGUGAGAUAAUGAUUUACAGUACAAUUGUUAUAUUUAGCAUUAGUAUAUCACUCAACUGUAAAUAUUCCAUUCGUUUGAAUAAAACUUUGUACCAGAAAAACUCAACUUGCCCGAGUUAUUCAGAAAUAUUCUUGCUGUU